UUUCUUAACAAAGUAUCCAUCAUCCACUAUUUUUCAGUUGUUUGGCUACAGAAUUUAGCCAGGAGACUUCUGUACUAAGGGGGAGCCAGAAGAAAUGGAAAGAUCCCUGUGGGCUUCACUUUUUUUACUCUUCUCCUUUCUUGUCCAGUUAAAUGCAUAUGGAAGAACACCUGAUCCAGAUGAGAAAAUGGAGGUUUCGAGCCAUCAGACAACUUGUCCAUCAUCGCACAAGCUAUGUGGAACUAAACACUCUACUCCAGAAGCAGCAAGGAAAAGUCCCCAGAAAAUGGAGAUAAAGUCCCUCAAGACAGAGACCAGAUUCCUCCUCUACUCCACUGAAAACGGUGACAGCUGCCAGAUUCACCUUCAUCAUUUAGACACACUUGACCGGUGCAGCUUCAACUCUUCUCUUCCUCUGGUGAUCAUUGUCCACGGAUGGUCGGUAGAUGGAAUACUGGAAAAAUGGAUUUGGCAAAUGGCAACUGCACUGAGGUCUCAGAAAUCCAACCAAGUGAACGUGAUUGUGGCUGACUGGAUGACCUUGGCACACCAACACUAUGCUGUUGCAGUCCGGAACACCCGACAUGUUGGGCAAGAAAUUGCUAAUUUCCUGGAGUGGCUGGAGGAGGCGAUUCAAUUUUCAAGAAGCAAUGUUCAUCUAAUUGGGUACAGCCUUGGAGCGCAUGUCUCAGGAUUUGCUGGCAGCUAUAUUAAUGGUACAAACAAGAUUGGAAGAAUUACAGGUCUAGAUGCUGCUGGUCCCUUGUUUGAAGGCACUUCUCCCACCGAACGCCUGUCACCAGAUGAUGCCGAUUUUGUUGAUGCUAUUCACACAUUCACCCAGGAGCACAUGGGGCUGAGUGUGGGGAUCAAACAGCCAGUGGCACAUUAUGACUUCUACCCCAAUGGCGGCACCUUCCAGCCUGGUUGCCACUUCUUGCUCAUGUACAGACACAUCGCCCAGCGUGGUUUCCAUGGGAUCACAGAGACGGUAAAGUGUGCCCAUGAAAGAUCAGUUCACCUCUUCAUCGACUCCAUCCUAAAUGAGCAUAUGCAGAGCACAGGCUACUGGUGCAGCGAUAUGAACACCUUCAACAAAGGCUUGUGCCUUGAUUGCAAAAAAGGCAGAUGCAACACCCUGGGCUACCACAUCAGGAAGCAGCGGCAACAGAAAAGCAAGAAACUCUUCUUGGUCACACAAGCACACGUUCCUUUCAAAGUUUACCAUUACCAGUUCAAGAUCCAAUUCAUCAAACAAACCGAGGAACCCAUAGAGCCAACCUUCACCAUGACUCUAAUUGGAACUAAAAAGGACACUCACAAUCUUCCCAUCACAUUGGUUGAGGAAAUCAAAGGCAAUAAAACCUACUCUUUACUCAUCACACUGGAUUUGGAUAUUGGAGAGCUGACAAUGAUCAACUUCACAUGGAAAAAGACUGCAAUGUGGGCGAAUGUGUGGGACACCUUCCAUACAAUAAUUCCCUGGGCCACUGAACCACAAAAUCCACAGUUUAUGAUAAAGCAGAUCCGAGUCAAAGCAGGAGAAACACAGAAAAAAAUGAAAUUUUGUUCUCAAAACAUGGAUGAUGUACAACUUUAUCGAAACCAAGAAAAAACCUUUGUGAGGUGUGAAGAAGGUUCAAAACCACAGAAUCAGAGAUUGAGAUGAGCUUUAACUGAAGAUCCAUCAUGAAGAAUAAACUUUCACUUACUGAUACAGAAUAACUUCCCCAGUCAACCUUUAAAAGUCACAUAUCAAACUUGGAUAAAAUCUAAAUUAAAAUUUUCUUAGAAGGGGGAGAGGUAAUCUUCACUAUAAUGAAUAGUGCUUUUAUACCCAUCAUGUUGUUUAGUCAUUUUUUCAGUUGUGUCCAACUCUAUGUGACCCACUUAGGGUUUUCUUGGCAAAGAAGGUGGAGUGGUUUGCCCUUUCCUUCUCUAGCUCAUUUUAUAGAUGAGGAAACUGAGGCAAACAGGGUUAAGAGACUUUGCCAGAAUUACACAGUUAAUAUCUAAGGUCAGGUUUGAACUCAGGAAAACAAGUCUUCCUAACUCCAGGUCCAGUAUUCCAUCCCCUGUAGCAUGUAGCAAUUAGAAAUUUCCCAGUAUAAUAUUUGAUCUAAUAAUAAUAAUAUAUACAUGCUGGUGUGCCUAUGCAUACUGUUAUUUCAGAAGAAUGGAAAGGUGAUCUGUAACUUAUAUAAGAUAUAGUUCACUGUUCAAAUUUUCCUUUCCUUAGACCAAAGGAAAAAAGAGAAAUUCCAACAAAUCAGAUAUUUAGCACCAUGUUGUAAAAAAAAACACCAACAAUGAUGAACUGAGUCGGUCAUUUGAAAGGCAAAAUUCAAACUGGUUUAAGCUCAUAAUUAUUAGUAAUAAUAAGCAAAUUGGGCAAUUAAAGUCAUUUUCAUCACAUGAUUUCCUGUUGAAUAAAUACAGUGUUUGAAACCUGCUAAUGGGGCUGGCACUCACAAAAACUUAAAGAAACCAAUCUGAAAGCAUUUGGUAAACUAAAUAAUUAUGAGUUGACUAACAAAUCCAUUCAAAAGCAUAUUUUACCCAGGAAAUGGGCCACCAAAUAUAGUAACAAUUUGGAUAUUUGCUAUAAAUAUUUUACUGAUGUUAAACAUAGCACAUUAAACAAUCUGAUAUAAUAUCCUCACAAACAUAGUACAUUUUAUUUAAACUACAGUGAUACAUAUUAGUUUGUAUAAACAUGAAUCCACCACCUAUGACUCUAAGAGUCUAUUAUACCUUAAUGACACCAUUUUUUUCCCCCUAUACCAGCAAACUCCCAAGAUAGGGCUUACAGACACCAUUUCUUCUUUUCUUCACUGGAUUCCAGUCAUCCUGCCUGAGGGAAAAGUUGCAGCUUAUCAGUUCCUCCUUUACCUUUCCUCAAAACAAAUAGUAUACAAUAUCUUUGCAUUUUUCCCCCUUCUUUUAAGGGUUUAUAAUUAUGCCUUAUAAGAAAAGAUAAAGGGGAAAUACAAUAACAAAAAAAUGGAGUCAAGUUAUAUUUUAAAGAAAUUUUAUUAAGUUGAUCUUAGUGUAUUAGCUACAAAGGACUGGACCUUACUCUUUUAUAGUUCCUAUUUCCUUUCUGAUUGACACUGUUCUUCCAGUUCUUGUCCUCAGAGACAGUCACUCCUGAUCUGGUUUGAAUGUAGAAUCAGUUUUAGGGUUUUAAAUAAUAGGUUAUAAUAGUAUCAAAUGUCUUGGAUCUUCUAGAAGCAAUUUACCCAAUCCUUAAUCUCAAGAGUAUAGACUCAGAACUAUUCUUUCUCUAUUAUUCCUGAAAAGAGCAAUCUUGAUUAAUUUUCCUAGUUAUGACAUUAAAAGAAAGUCUUGUCUUUGUCCAUUUAGAAUACUGACUGAGAAUGUUUCCUCUUUGUUGAGAAAAAUAUAGAAAAUUAUUUAGGAAAUGCUAAGAUUAAUGAUAAAGUUGGCAGUUUUUUAAAUUGGGGUAAUGUGUUUUUAUUGUUCAUUUUCCUUAGAGUAUUAUUUUUCCAACUUGACACUCUCAGUGGACAAUUAGGUCUCCUGAGGGUGAUUUUCAGGCUUUUAGAAGUAACCCUAUGGGUGCUAUUCCUGUUAUGGUAGCUCACAAGCCCCCACAGGUAAGCUUCCCAAUUAGUUUUUAGUAAAGGAAUUUAGCAAAGUUAGGAAAGUUGGUACAAAACAUUCUCAAGACUUGGGACACAUUCUCCCAGAAAUGCACAUAGCAUCCUUAAGAAGAGUGGGCUCAAACUUAAAAAACAUUGGGUUAUUGGUGUAGCAAAGGGUAAUCACAAGCCUUCGGACUAAAAUCGCUCACAUAGCUCCCUUUGGUCAUAGGUUCUAUCACUAGAUAAAUUGCUCAGUUGAGCUCUCAGAAUCUACCAUCUUGAAUCUAGAAUCUCUCUGCCACAAGGGAUUAUACACUCCAAAGCUGCUUCACUUGGUUGGCUGUGGCUGUUUUUCUGAAUCCAUAAUAAUCCUCUGUGUGUCUCUGCUCCCAGCUGGAUGCAUUAUCGUCUAUUGAUCUGAAGAAACUUUCCUCACUCCUCCUGCCAAUACAAGUAAAGGAGUCUGCCUCUUCAAAGAACCCUUCAGUCUACAAUCCUCAACUUCUAAACUGAUACUGCUGAUAUUUACCCAAUUAUUUAAAAUCCAAAGAGAUAUACCUAGGUUGUUUUCACAACCAAUUAAACUCUUCCUUUCUUUACCCAUUUAAAAAGGUUUGUACCUCAUAAGGUCACAAGGCAAAGACAUCUUAUUUAUAAACUAACACUUCAUCAUGGGUAAUUAUACUGUUGUGGGGUUAUAGAAAAAUUCCUUAGCACUAACUUUAUACUUUGUGAUUACAUUAAAUCAAGGUGGGAGUAGAAAUUCUAUCUUUUAAAUUAUCAUUAUUCUUUAAGAAUAAAAGAAAAACUUAUUACUUAAGUGUGAGGCAAUGUGGUAUCAUGUAUGGAAAACUAGUCUUAAAAUUUGGAAGCCUUAGUUUCAAAUUCCAUUUUUGACACAUGCUGAUUAUGAGAACCUGGGCAAGUCAGUUAGUCAACAAACAUUUAAUAAGUAUUUAGUAUUUUGGGGCAUUGUGUUAUUUUUUUAAUCUUUUAAAAUAUUUUUAAAUUUAUUCUUAACAUUCUUUUUAAAUUUUGAGUUCCAAAUUCUCCCCCUCCCUCCCACAACCUCUCACACUCACUGAAAAGGCAAACAAGAUAUUAAACAUGUGAUAUCAUACAAAACAUAUUUCCAUAUUAGCCAUUAUCUCCAGGAAAAAAAAAGCAAGAAAAAUAGAGAAAAUUAUACUCUAAUUUUCCCCUCAGAGUUUAUCAUUUAUCUCUAUGGAAAUGGAUGGCCUUUUUAAAUGAUGAGUUCAAAUCCUUUCGGAUUGUCUUGGAUAUUGAUCAGAAUAGCCCAGUCUUUCACAGUUAACCAUCAUUACCACACUGCAUUUACUACGCACAAUUAUCUCGUGGUUCUUCUCAUUUCACUUUGCAUCCAUUCAUAUAGGUCUUGCUAUGUUUUCCUGAAACUAUCCCCUUCAUCAUUCUUGCAGGACAAUAGUAUUUCAUCAUAAGCAUACAUCAUAACUUGUUUAACCAUUCCCCAAUUGAUGAGCAUCCCCUUGAUUUCCAAUUAUUUAACAACACAAAAAGAACUGCUCUAAAUAAUUUUGUACAUGGAAAUCCUUUUCCUUUUCCUUUGAUCCCUUUAGGAUAUAAGCCUAAUAAUGGUAUUGCUAGGUCAAAAAGGAUGCACCAUUUUAUCGCCUUUUGGGAUUAGUUCCAAAUAGUUCCCCAGAGUGGUUGGACUAGUUAACUACUCCAAAAACAGUUCAUUAGUUUACCUAUUUUUUCCUCAUCCCCUCUAGCACUUGUCAUUUCAGGUAGAUAUGAGAUGGAAGCUCAGAGUUGUUUCAAUUUGCCUUUCUGUAACCAAUAGUGAUUUAAAAUGUUUUUCAUAUGACUAUAGCUUAAUUUUCUUCUGAAAAAGAUGUUUUUCUUCUUUUGCCAUUUAUCAAUUGAAGACUGUCUCGUUUGUAUAAAUUACUCAGUUCUAUACUCAGUAUAUGUUUGAUAAAUGAGGCCUUCAUCAGAGAAACUUGCUGUAAAAUGUUUUGAUAUCACUUCAUUGUCAAUGGUACAUCUUAGCAAAAUAUAGUUUCUCUGAUAAUUUUAA
Molecule: messenger RNA, 5670 nt
Organism: Monodelphis domestica (gray short-tailed opossum)
Lineage: Eukaryota; Metazoa; Chordata; Mammalia; Didelphimorphia; Didelphidae
Gene: LIPC
Product: lipase C, hepatic type
Biological process (GO): lipid catabolic process
Molecular function (GO): apolipoprotein binding; lipoprotein lipase activity
Source: RefSeq, a predicted model, not a curated record